AUGCUUUCCUCCUACGUGCAUACUGCGAACCGCCUUGACGCUUUUCGCGGUUGCCUAAGAAUGGAGACAUUCGUUUCUGCUAUCAAUGUCCAAGAUGCAGAGUAUAUUGUGCAACAGAUCGACUUCCCAUCAAUGCGAGAAGGACCAUUAUAUCGUCUAAUGUUUCCCGCUUACCCGACUGAACCCCAACGAUCUGAGAUAAUACAGUGGUACACCAGAGGGCUAGCCAACGCAUUAAAAUGCAAGACAAACAAGUUCCUCCAGAUUUGUGCUACCGAUGGCAGCCCGCUGGGGUUCUCUGGGUGGGCAAUGGAACAACGUGGAGUAACGGACACAACCAGAAUGCACAAAAGCUCGCAACAUGAUCUACUUCCCGAAAGCCUAGAUCUGCGCGCCUGGCUUGGGAUCUCAGGAGAAUUAAGAAAAGAGCGGGAACGGGUUCUGGAUGGAAUAAAUGAAGUUUGUUUGACAUAUAUGUCUAUUCAUCCGGAUCAUCAAUGGCAGGGCCUUGGUUCUACUCUACUACAAGAGGUUUGCGAUGAAAUUGAUGAGUUAGGAUGGCAAGCUUUUGUUAUGGCUUCCCCAGCCGGUGUACGCCUAUACGCCAAGUUUGGCUUUAAGGUGGUUGGAAAGGUGGAAACCUGCCAAGGUGCAUUCACAAGCAUGCUGCGAGAGGCUAGACCUCGCACGAAACAUAUCGAUGUUUAA
Messenger RNA from Pochonia chlamydosporia 170, 708 nucleotides. Its product is annotated as acetyltransferase (GNAT) domain-containing protein. The coding region runs from base 1 to 708 and encodes 235 amino acids. The transcript is spliced from 2 exons. The record is from RefSeq and is a predicted model, not a curated record. Gene Ontology annotation, molecular function: acyltransferase activity, transferring groups other than amino-acyl groups. Lineage: Eukaryota; Fungi; Ascomycota; Sordariomycetes; Hypocreales; Clavicipitaceae.